This is a messenger RNA of Caenorhabditis auriculariae, 1398 nucleotides long. Lineage: Eukaryota; Metazoa; Nematoda; Chromadorea; Rhabditida; Rhabditidae. The record is from the annotation of a GenBank genome assembly.
AUGAAAGGCUUGGUCGACCUCGGGGGGACUCGAACCUACGACCUUGCGGACGUUAGAAAUGAAUUCCGAACAGUGUCACGUUAGAAUUCCGAACAGUGUCACGUGGUUAAGGAUGAAAACUUUAAAAAAUUCAUAUCUCCAACACGAAAAGUUAGCGCAGGUAUGCGACUAUGCGGGACCGAUUCCCAGUCCAUCAAAGAUUGUUUGAGCAAAUUUAUAGAGAAUUCCAAACCCUACGCAAAAAUGACCUUCCAUGUAAGAAAUGAAAUUGGCGGCUCACGUCUGUUUUGUAAUGUAAACGUUUGAAAACGCUUAGGGGCGCCAUUUCUCCACCUCUGGUUUAUACAAUAAAACCGUUGCUUCUCAAACUAUCAUUUGCUUCCUGGCUUUUUUUUCUCCUUAUUUCUUCAUGGCCCAAGACUUUUUUCUUCUCGAAAAUUGAAAUGUUAGUGGUGUACUAGACUAAAUGAGACCUUUGUAACAUCUCAAAUGUUUCAGGUUCUGUGGUUUUCACAAUCAAUCCGAGCGUUUCACUAUUGUGAAAUUGAGAGCAAGUCACCACCAAACGGAAAUGAUCGAUUCUUACAUGUCGGCACUCAAAAGAAAUCACGUUCCAACUGUAAAAGCAAGCUUCAUCGGCCACCAACUCUCGAGUUUGUUUCUUUUUCCUAUCAACUAAUAAUCCGCUUCCAAAAAUGGAGCCUUUGUCUCUGAACUGAAAAAGGCCAGAAAUUUUCGCCACUCCAUUACGUCCAUGGAAAUUCGAUCUACACACCAGAAAACGUUAUUUACUGGAAAAAAAAGGAGUCGAGGACCACAUCAGAAAACUUUGGAAACUAUUUUCAGAAGUGAAACCUUCAAAAACGCAGGCCUCAGAUGAAAUUUUCUCGCGGCUGAAGAAUGACCUGCCGCUCUUGAGGCUCAUUCUGUACAUGUAUUACCAUGAUUAUCUAUUUUUCGGGUUCAUUUUACCGUCUGAAAAUGGAUAAAUUCAUCUAAAUGUAGCUGAGAUAAAUUUCGAAAAAAAAAAUUGAUUGUGAAACAUGCGCGGAAUUGUGAAUAAAGCUUGAAAACGAAAUAAAAAGAAAACAAUUUUGCAACAAAGCCUGCCUUUGAGGUCUCUAGAGUUUCUCCUUGGGUGUUCAUCUCCAUCAUCGUCUCCAGAACGCCGUUUAAAUUCCCACAACUUUCUGAACAAUUUUUUGUUUACGUCCGACUAGUUCCCUGAGGAUAGAUGCAGUGUAACCGCCAAAACAAGGGUGUUUGAAAAAUGAAAAACAGCAUUUGAGUCGUCGCAACGGCGAGUCCACAGUCGUCGUCGCGACGCCUUCUGAAGAGUCGCGGAUAAGUCGAUUAGGCCGAGUGCCAGAGGGGAAAAAUGUCCUCGAAUUACGUUGA